UCUUCUUCCGCAGUCCGCCGGCGGCACAGUCCAGGCCUGCUCCGGGGGUGCAUCGGCUUCGCCAGCGGCAGAGGGAUUCUGGGUAACGACCGUGGCCGGCGGGGCGGCUGGCUCCGCCCAGCAGGUUCCACUCACGCCAGGGCCGUUGGCACUGGCGGUUGUCGGGCCCGGACCAGUGGGACAUGGAGCAGCCGUGGCCGCCACCGGGCCCCUGGAGCUUCCCGAGGACUGGCGGGGAGACCGAGGAGGAGAGUGACUUAGACGUGUCCCCCUCUUCGUCCCACUACUCUCCGGUACCGGACGGCGGCGCCCAGAUGUAUAGCCACGGGAUUGAGCUGGCUUGCCAAAAGCAGAAAGAAUUUGUGAAGAGCUCUGUUGCAUGUAAAUGGAAUCUUGCUGAAGCCCAGCAGAAACUUGGCAGCUUAGCACUGCAUAACUCUGAGUCCUUGGAUCAGGAACAUGCCAAAGCACAGACCGCGGUGUCAGAACUGAGGCAGCGGGAAGAAGAAUGGCGACAGAAAGAAGAGGCUCUGGUCCAAAGAGAGAGGAUGUGUCUCUGGAACAUGGAUGCCAUUAGCAAGGAUGUUUUUAAUAAGAGUUUUAUUAAUCAAGAUAAAAGAAAAACAGAAGAUGAAGAUAAAUCACAAUCAUUUAUGCAGAAAUAUGAGCAAAAAAUCAGACAUUUUGGUAUGUUGAGUCGAUGGGAUGACAGUCAGAGGUUUUUGUCUGACCACCCACACCUCGUAUGUGAAGAAACUGCUAAGUAUCUUAUUUUAUGGUGUUUCCACCUAGAAGCUGAGCAGAAAGGCGCUCUGAUGGAACAGAUAGCACACCAAGCCGUGGUAAUGCAGUUUAUUAUGGAAAUGGCCAAAAACUGCAAUGUGGACCCAAGAGGCUGUUUUCGUUUGUUUUUCCAGAAAGCCAAAGCAGAGGAGGAAGGUUAUUUUGAAGCAUUCAAAAAUGAACUUGAAGCUUUCAAGUCAAGAGUAAGACUUUACGCUCAAUCACAAAGCUUUCAACCUGUGACGGUUCAGAAUCAUGUUUCCCAUUCUGGUGUUGGAUGCAUGGGCUCCUUAGAAUCCUUAUCACAGUUCUUCAGGUUUCGGUCUGUGUGGACUCCACAAUUCCACUUUCUUUCCUAGUAUGCUCUGCUGCAGAGGAAUAGAAGGUGAAGCCGUGUGCGCAGUUGCAUGUGUGGUGUGAAGCUGCUUUUCAAGUGUUGUUCCCCGUCUGUCUUUCUUUCUCUCUCCCCCAGAAUCCAGAUUCUCUUCAGUGUUGUACCCCUGCCCCUCUGUGCAGUGUAGACUCAGUGGUACACAAAGAAGAUGACGACAGAAUGAUGGACACUGUCUGACUCAGCUAGACUGCUGAGCCCAAGGACUAGUUUGUUACAAGAAAGGAAGAGCCUGGCUAUUUUCUUGACACUUUUAUGGGUGCUGCACUUUAUUUUUGUUUGGUUUUAUGGGAGGGAAAGAGUACUGAAAUGUUUUGCAACUUUUUUUUAUGUGCUGCUAGGGUUUUUGUUGUUGUUGUUUUGUUUCUGAAGGGAGGAGUGGUAACCAUAUGUGGCAGGAAGUCAAACUGGACGGACUCUCCCCCACCCCUCAGUUACUAAAUUUGCCUUUAACUGUUCUUAUUUUUGGAAUCAAAGUAUGAAAAUCUGCACAACGCAAUGUUUACAAGACUGGUUGACUGAGGAGAUGUCUGCUACACGGUCUUUUUCUUACAUGGAUAUACAUGUCCUACUUCGCGGAAAGAAUUCAAGAUAAAAGUAUGCUGUGUCCCACUGCAAAGUUCAGCUGUCAAAUCUGGUAUUCAUCACAUUAAAAGCAAUAAAUCCGCAGUGGUAACCUACUUUACUAAUUAGUAAGCUGGGUGGCACAAAUUGCUAUUUUAAGACUUUACAUUUGUAUUUUCGGCACCACCAGUUAACUCCUUGGCUAGUAUAAAUUCGAUAUUAAAAACAUUACAUUUAUCCCUAAAGUAGUCUCAAAACUGUUCAGAAGUUGACUUUGUCCUGAUGACUGUUUAAAUAUUAAGCAGGCAGUGAGUGUAGAAAACGAUACAGUUUUCUGUUUUUCCAAGAAGAUAAAAUGCAAGCUUACUCUAAUCUACUUGACAUAGUCCGGGACCUCUCAGGGAGUAAGUUUUAAAAGAAUAGUAACGGCCUGUAAGAACAAACAGGAAGAGUAAGGUCCUUGUCCAAUCACAGUCACUGUGUUCCAUGUGGCGAAGCCUUGAGAAAUGGAGAGCUGAGCUGCCAACCAUCCUAAGGAUUGUAACAGUCCCUUCAAUGGCGGUGAUGGGUCUCACUAUCUGCUACUCGCUUCUAGCUCAGUUACUAGAGGAUGCUUCUGAGUUUUACUUCUUCCUGUGUAAUUCAUUGCAGAUCCACCAGGAUGUUUGAUUAUUCUUUUAUUUAGAAUUAGAUGACAGUGCCAAUUAUGAUAUCCUUAUUAUUUGAGGAUUAAUCUUCCAGCAUACAGGAGCACUAGCUUUGGUUAUUUUUGAGUGUGAUUUUUGGCUCAGUACCCACUUCAAUUUGUAGCAAAUAUUUGGAAAGUGGGUACCUGGGGUUUGGAAAUGCAGGUCUCAGUUUGAGUUAAGAAAUCAUGCUAAGGGGCCAUGGGGGCUCAGAGCUGUGGCCUCCGCCUCAGCUGUCCUUUUCAGCCAAUGGGGCACCUAACUCUGUGGAAAUGGACUGGAAUUGUUGAAUCAUACUCCUGUAAUGUCACAAUCUUCCUAGUUCCCAGAAUAAAAGUCUUUUUGUGCUUUUGAUAUAAAUAUAUAUACUCUAUAAUAAAAUGUCUGACUAAUUUAUAUGGCAGUGCUCACUGGCCUGUAAGUUUCAUUUAAAUCAGUGACCUAGUCAUUGAAGUUAUUUGUUUUAUUUUUUUCUCUCUUCCUUUUUCUUCUUGUCUGGAGCAUGCUCUGAGUUUCCCUCUGAUACCAAGUGGACAGAAUAUAACAUAGUAAAUCCCUGAUUUCACAGAAGUAGCACUUGACUGACCACUUUCCACUUCACUUCUGCCCAUGACUUGUCUAUGGUCACCCAAGUGGCCGUAGCUUUCAUUUUGUCUUCUAUAAUUUAAAGCUCUUAAUGGCCAAAACAACAACAACAAAAGUAUUAGCAAAGUAAGUAUAUAAUUUUAAAGUUUAUUUUGGUUUUGUUUUCUAAGACAAGAAUUAAGAAAACUUUUUUAAUACUCGGCUGGAACUUUUUUACCAAAGGAACCACUGAUGGAUGUCAUAAUUUGCACUUAAGGAUGGGAACUUGACCACUAGCAGGACUUUAGUAUGAAGGUGAUAUGUUAGGCUGUGUGUGGUAGUGCAUGGCUUUAAUCCCAGCACUUGGGAGGCAGAGGCUGGUUUAUCUUUCCGAGUUCAAGGACAGCCAGAGCUACAUAGAGAGACUGUCUCAAAACAAAAUGACAGUCUAUUGGAGUCCUUCUAUUUCCUUGAUUUGAAUGCCCUCUUAGUAUUGAGCUAGCUAUCUCCAGCAAGAAUACUCCUCUCUUUUCUUAAUAAAGAAUAAUACUACUUAGCAAAUAGAUAACUCAUAUUUCAAGUGAAAAAAUUUUCCCUAUCUAUGAGAAAUUCAAACUAAUCAGUUAAUCAAUGAAAAAUAGUUGACAUCAAAGUUAUUUAACAAAGACUAUUGUGUUUUUUCUUUUGAUUUUUAAUUUAUUUAUCUGAGUACACUGUAGUUGUCUUCAAACACACCAGAAGAGGGCAAUGGAUCCCAGUACAGAUGGUUGUGAGCCAUCAUGUGGUUGCUGGGAAUGGAACACAGGACCUCUGGUAGAGCAGUCAGUGUCUUGACUGCUAAGCCAUCUCUCCAGCCCCCAAAGACUGUUGUUUUAAUGAAAUAGCUGAGGGCUUAGAAUGGUUCAGUUGGUAGAGCUCUUGCCUAAGAUUCAGUGAGCCCUUGAUUGCAUCUUCAGCACCACAUAAACUGGGCAUGGUGGCACAUACCUGCUGCCUUAGUGCUGGGGAUGUGAAGACAGGAGGGUUAGAGGUUCAAGUUUCCCUCAGCUACAUAGCAAGUUUCACAGCCAGCCUUCUGCCUAGAUGAAACUCUGUCUUAGAAGGAGAGAGACAGAAAGAAAUAGCUGUAACUCCAUGUGUCCUAAGAGCUGUUGUUCCAUCGAAUGGUAGUGGAGAAAAUACUGGUUAGAAUUAUUACUCUGAGAUUCGCUUUUAAUUACAUCAUCCAUGGUUCUUUCAAAAUUUUUGCCUAAGGAACUUAUAAUAGCCUUUAAUUUCUCUUCAGAAACAUUAGGCCUUUUUUAGACUAGCAUGCAUAUUAUUUUAAAAGUGAGUAAGAGCUCUUGAGAUGGCUCACUUGGUAAAGGUGCUUGCUGCCAAGCCUGCCAAUCUCUGGGACCUAAAUGGUGGGAAGAGAAAGCCAGCUUCCUCAAGCUUCAUCAGACCUUCAUAUAUGUACAGAGCAUACACACACGAGUUUUAUCUUUUAAAAAAUGUAUUAAGUAAAUUAACAUGCUUCCCCCGAGAGCACACAUCUCUGUUAAUAAGUGGUGCUCCUUACAGUGGAAAUGUCAGCAAGGUGUUCUCAGAGAAAAGUCAAGUCGACUUACUGUUCUCAGAGGGAGACACAUUUCAGUUCUUAAAUUGGUGAAGAGCAAAAGUGGUACUUGUCUGGACUGGGGUGGGUUUUUACUUCCAUUUUUCCAGCAUACCAUUCACAUUUUAGCAAGAAGAUCCUUACAUCCUGCAGCAUUCUGAUUCCCCUCUAUAAUGGGUGGUGUUGUACUAUUUCAUAGCUUGUCCAGAAAAAACUGAUCUGUAUUAGUUUGCUUACAGUGUCAUUUAAUGGGAAAUUACAAAGAGAAUUAAAUUUUGACUAUAGAUUGGUGCUGUAUACAGAGAACCCCAUGAUGUUAGGGAGCUAUAAAAAGUAGGGGCUAUGGGUGGAGAGAUGGCUCAGUGCUUAAAAAUGGUUAAAAAAAACUCUGGCUGCUCUUCCAGAGGUCCUGAGUUCAGUUCCCAGCUAUCACAUGGUGGCUCACAGCCAUCUACAGUGGGAUCUGAUGCCCUCUGCUGGAGUGCAGGUGCACAUGCAGAUAGAGCACUCAUACAUAAAAUUUAUAAACAAAUUUAAAAUUUAUAAGCAAAUCUUAAAAACUAUUAAAAAGGAAAAACCAGCAGGGGCUAGAGAGAUGGCUCAUUGGUUAAGAGCACUUGCUGCUCUGGCAGAGGCCAGAGUUUGAUGUCCAGCACCCCUGGCUGAUGGUUGACAAGCUCCUGUAACUCCCAUUCCCUCCACCACCCUCCCAUAGCUUCUGCAGGUACCCAUACAUAUGCACAGAAGCAAAUAAAUAAUAAAAUCUUUUUUCAAAAAAAUUGUAGGGGAAUGCUAAAACCUUAUUGGCUUUUACUAAUACUUUUUAAACCCACCUAGACGAUCUUAAUUGUUUAAAAUAAAGUAAAAUAAAAUUGAAUCCAA
This is a messenger RNA of Mus caroli (Ryukyu mouse), 5467 nucleotides long. It is a transcript of the gene Cdc37l1, whose product is annotated as cell division cycle 37 like 1, HSP90 cochaperone. Gene Ontology annotation, cellular component: cytoplasm. Gene Ontology annotation, biological process: protein stabilization; protein folding. NCBI's taxonomy places the organism in Eukaryota, Metazoa, Chordata, Mammalia, Rodentia, Muridae. Gene Ontology annotation, molecular function: protein-folding chaperone binding; heat shock protein binding. The record is from RefSeq and is a predicted model, not a curated record.